GUUGAAUACCUCGAAGCACGCUCGCGGCCUGCGUCAAAGGCAAAUUGACUGCGUCGCAGCCCUUCCUGGGAACUCACCUCCACCACGAGCCACGAUGGCCUCCCUGCCGACCGCCGUGCGGUCGACGGCACCUAAGAUCGCGAGAAACACGCUGCAGCGCCGGACCAUUGUUUCCGAUGUGCACAUCACGCGCACCGGCAAGCCUCUCAUCCGCACAACGGGCGGCCGCUCAUCUCUCGGCGAACACACCGCUACCGUCUUCGGCGCCACGGGUCAACUCGGUCGCUACAUUGUCAACCGGCUAGCAAGACAAGGAUGUACAGUGGUUGUACCAUACCGCGAGGAGAUGGCCAAGCGCCAUCUCAAGGUUACGGGUGACUUGGGCCGUGUUGUGUUCAUGGAAUACGACCUGCGGAACACCCAGUCGAUCGAGGAGAGCGUCAGACAUUCGGACGUUGUCUACAAUUUGAUCGGCCGGAACUAUCCCACCAAGAACUUCUCCCUGGCUGAUGUGCACAUCGAGGGUACCGAGCGGAUUGCAGAAGCCGUUGCCAAGUAUGACGUUGAUCGCUACAUUCACGUCUCGUCGUACAACGCGGACCCCAACUCGUCGUCGGAGUUCUUCGCGACAAAGGGCAUUGCUGAGCGAGCAGCGCGGGAAAUCUUCCCUGAGACCACUAUCGUCCGCCCGGCACCGAUGUUCGGCUUCGAAGACAACCUGCUGCUGAAGCUCGCUAGCGUCGUGAAUCUCUUCACAUCAAACAACAUGCAGGAGCGUUACUGGCCGGUGCAUGUCAUCGAUGUUGGUGAGGCGCUGGAGAAGAUGCUGUACGAUGACAGCACGGCAUCCCAGACCUACGAGCUGUAUGGCCCCAACAACUACUCAACAGCGGAGAUUGCCGAGCUGGUCGACCGGGAAAUCUUCAAGAAGCGCAGGCAUAUCAACCUUCCUAAGGCAAUCCUAAAGCCUCUGGCCGGGCUUCUGAAUCGCGUCCUUUGGUGGCACACAUUGUCUGCCGACGAGGUUGAGCGCGAGUUCCUCGACCAGGUCAUUGACGAGUCGGCCAAGACGUUUAAGGACCUGGGCAUGGAGCCAAGCGACAUCGGCAAGUGGACUUAUCAUUACCUGAAGCACUACCGCUCGUCGACGUUCUACGAUCUGCCGCCGGCGACGGAAAAGGAGAUGCGGGAAGAGAAGAAGUACAUCCACGUUCUUGACGACACCAAGGGUUUGUGAGAGAGUGCGGACACCGUAGAGUGUAUAUACCGAUGCAACUAGACCUUUAUGUCCUUGAAUCGACGGACUUGGAACCCAAGAUCAGUCUUGCAAAAGUGAGAGCUGGUAAUGCGUGUAAUCGUUGCUGAGUGGUGUGUCUUGCCAAAGUUUCAGUUACGCCUGAAGAUGCCGCCCUGCUGUCUUGUCAAAUCUGAAAAAGUGGCU
Molecule: messenger RNA, 1441 nt
Organism: Chaetomium strumarium
Lineage: Eukaryota; Fungi; Ascomycota; Sordariomycetes; Sordariales; Chaetomiaceae
Exons: 8
Coding region: 95-1237 (380 amino acids)
Cellular component (GO): mitochondrion
Molecular function (GO): protein-containing complex binding
Source: RefSeq, a predicted model, not a curated record